CGUAACUUCUCUAACAUGCUGAACAAGAACAACCUUAUACUCCAACAUCGUUAACCAUUCUUAAAACACCACUUUCCUUAUCUUCAGAGUUCAGCUAAGCAUUUCUACCUAUUGGCUCAUCUUUUUUCUCUCUCCUAUUCUUUUUUGUCAAUAACUACUCUCUUGGCUUCUAAGUAUGGUCAAGGCAAGUUGCACUGUGUGUUUGUGUUUGUGUUUGGUCUUGCUUCACAUUUUCCUGUGCUUUGUGCCAACACAAUCAGCCCCUGAAAGUGCCACUGUGACACAGAUUCCUGGCUUCAAUGGAAUACUACCCUCCAAGCACUAUGCUGGGUAUGUGACAGUGGAUGAAAGUCAUGAAAGGAACUUGUUUUACUAUUUUGUUGUAUCAGAGGGUAAACCUGCUGAGGACCCUGUGGUUCUGUGGCUUAAUGGGGGACCUGGCUGCUCUAGCUUUGAUGGAUUCAUAUAUGAGCAUGGUCCCUUCAAUUUUGAGGCAGCAAAGACAAGGGGGGGCCUGCCCUCACUGCACCUCAAUCCAUACAGCUGGUCAAAGGUUUCCAGUGUUAUAUAUUUGGAUUCUCCUGCUGGUGUGGGGUUUUCAUACUCAAAGAAUAAAACUGAUUACAUAACUGGAGACAAAAAGACUGCCUCUGAUACACAUUCCUUUCUCCUUAAGUGGUUUGAACUAUACCCCGAGUUUCUUGCCAAUCCGUUCUUCAUUGCUGGAGAGUCAUAUGCAGGAGUUUAUGUGCCUACUCUUGCUUCUGAAGUAGUGAAAGGAAUUGAAGCUGGUGUGACGCCCAAACUGAAUUUGAAGGGUUACAUGGUGGGAAAUGGUGUUACAGAUGAAGAGUUUGAUGGCAAUGCUCUUGUUCCAUUUGUACAUGGGAUGGGACUUAUCUCAGAUGAUCUGUUUGAGGAGAUUAGCAAAGAAUGCAAUGGGAAUUUCUAUAAUCCAACAAGUGAUAAUUGUUCUCUCAAGCUUCUAAAAGUUGAUGAGGACAUUGAUGAGAUAAACAUAUAUAACAUUCUAGAACCGUGCUAUCAUGGCACAGAGGCAGAGAAGAUUACAGAAUCCUAUAUUAGGUUGCCAUCUAGCUUCCGGAAGUUGGGCGAGACAGAAAGACCUUUUCCUGUGAGGAAAAGAAUGUUUGGUCGUGCUUGGCCCCUAAGAGCACCUGUGAGAGAUGGCAUUGUACCAACUUGGCCACAAUUGAUGAAUAGUGAGAGUGCUCCACCAUGCACUGAUGAUGAGAUUGCAAACUCAUGGUUGAACAAUGAAGAAGUCAGGAAAGCAAUUCAUACUGCACAGAAAAGUGUGGUCAGUAGUUGGGAUUUAUGCACAGACAGAAUUUCCUUUGAUCAUGAUGCUGGCAGCAUGAUCAGUUACCACAAGAACUUAACUUCCAAAGGUUAUCGAGCACUUAUAUUCAGUGGCGAUCAUGACAUGUGUGUUCCAUUCACGGGGAGUCAAGCGUGGACGAGAUCAAUUGGAUACAAGAUUGUUGAUGAAUGGAGGCCUUGGUCAUCCAAUGGUCAAGUUGCAGGGUUUACACAGGGCUACGACAACAAUCUUACUUUUCUAACCAUAAAGGGAGCUGGGCACACUGUUCCAGAAUAUAAACCACGAGAGGCAUUGGACUUUUACAAACGCUUUCUAGAUGGAUCGUCAAUAUGAGAAAGAAAGAGAGGCAGAAGAUUUGGAGUAAAUAAUGAUGGUUCUCAUUUUCUUUCUUCUUUGUUAAUGAUAAUGAUUUGUGGGUGUAUGCAGGCCAGAUGUUAUAUAUCUCUAUUCUAUGUUCACCUCACUAAUUUAUUAUCAUAUUAAUAUUAAAUUAUAUGUCAACCUAUGGGAGGCGUAGCUUUUUAUUACAAGUUUUUGAAUGAUUGCAAAGUUAUAUUUAUAUUUUGAUUUAAGGG
Messenger RNA from Cajanus cajan (pigeon pea), 1920 nucleotides. Its product is annotated as serine carboxypeptidase-like 20. NCBI's taxonomy places the organism in Eukaryota, Viridiplantae, Streptophyta, Magnoliopsida, Fabales, Fabaceae. Gene Ontology annotation, molecular function: serine-type carboxypeptidase activity; acyltransferase activity, transferring groups other than amino-acyl groups. The record is from RefSeq and is a predicted model, not a curated record. Gene Ontology annotation, biological process: secondary metabolic process; proteolysis.